UUUUGUGGGGCUGCAUCCUGUAGUGCCUUUUUGCAUAACAUACUUGGAAUCCAGAUAUACAUGGGAUGAGCCUCCCCUUCUGUAAAUCAGGGGUGAUGACGUGCAAUGCAGGCAAAAGCAGCUUGUGUUGCUGCUGUCUCUGCGUGGGCAAGCACGCGCAGCUCAGACUCAGGUGUCCCGCGUUUGUGCAUCUUGCAUUUCGCCACACUCAUCUUGCUCCAUCAGCCCUGCAAAUGCCACACGGAAUUCAGCGGAACCAUGUUUCGCAGAGCACCCGUGGAGCGACCAAUGCUUUUCGUCAGCCUUGUUUCAUGCGAGGCAAACUUGUCGACUUGCUUGGAUUUCAUGUGCUACACGUCCAGGCAGAAGCGCAGCUAGACCUUUGCUCCAUGUGGCCGUGGACCCGGGAAGCCUUCCGUCCGACGCAACUGGUGCCCUGUUCGGGGACAUCUACACGGCGGUGUCCUGGCCGCUUUUGCUGGGGACCUGCGCGCUGGGAUGGCUUACCCGGCCUAUGUCUAAUGCCAAAGUGCCCAGAGGCUUCCACGAGUUCCAAUUCCGGUACCUCAUUGUUUGGUGCCUGGCGAUCACUGCGGACUGGCUGCAAGGCCCAUAUGUCUACGAGCUCUAUGCCUCGUACGGCUGGAGCAAAGUUGAUAUAGCGAAGCUUUUUGUUGCAGGCUUUGGUUCGUCAAUGCUCACCGGCACAUUUAUAGGAUCUGUGGCCGAUGCAUGGGGUCGCAAAUCUUGUGCCAUCCUGUACUGCAUUCUGUAUGCGCUGGCAUGUGUGACAAAGCAUUUCAACCUCUAUUGGAUUCUGAUGCUUGGUCGUUUGCUUGGCGGAGCAGCCACAUCCCUUUUAUUCAGCACCUUUGAAUGCUGGAUGGUCGGGGAGCAUAAGCGCUGCGGCUUCCCCGAUGAGUUGCUUCGGUACAUGUUUGGCCUCAUGUUCUUUGUGCAGUAUUUGGCAGCCAUUGGUGCUGGCCUUUUGGCACAGUUUGCUGCAUCCUCCUUGCCCUUGACGCAUUUGGGUGCAUCGACUUGGUACGGGGGCCCUACCACGCCCUUCGACGUGUCGUUGGCCUUUCUUUUGAUUGCCAUUCCCACCAUAUCCUUCCUGUGGCAGGAGAACUAUGGCGAUCCAGGUGAGGGCGGAUGUGACGGAGUGGUUCAAAUCGCUUCGUCCUUCAAGGCGGGCUGCCAAUCGCUUUCCUCAGAUUGGCGCGUGCCUUUACUUGGCCUGGUCGUGGCAGCCUUUGAAAGCUCCAUGUAUGUGUUUGUGUUCAAUUGGACUCCGGCCCUGGAUUCUGCUUCCAUUGCUCCGCCACAUGGGCUGAUCUUUAGUGGCUUCAUGAUGGCUUGCAUGUGCGGAUCUUCUCUCUUUAGCUUGUUGGAUGCCUCGGUCCAACCCAUCAAGGUUCUCUGGCCCGUUUGCCUGGCAGCUGCUAUCGCCCUCGCUUGCGUGGCAACGAGCUUGUGGACUGGCGCCAGUGAAGAGUGGGUCUUCGGUGGCUUUCUUGCUUUUGAAGCCUGUGUCGGGGCGUACUUCCCGUGCGUGAGCACCGUGAAGAGCCAGAUUGUGCCAGAGGAAACACGCGCGGGUGUCUACAAUGUGUAUCGGGUACCUCUCAACUUAUGCGUCGUAUUGCUGCUACUUGCAGACCUGGAGUUGCAAACAUCCUUCACAGUUUGCACCUGUUGCUCGUCUUCUCAGCGGUCGCGGUUGCGAUGAUCGGGACUAAGCGGUCCCAGGAUCAAGGCGCAGUGUGACGGCCCGAAGGUCCGGAAGCUUGGGAUGCUGUGCCCAUUUCGACACAGGACAGGUUUCAGUUCGUUCCUCUCCGGCAGUGCUUUCCAUCAUUGGACAGUUUCCCAAGCGUGGUGUCGUACGGCGCAACUCUUCCUUUCUGUCUCGAGUGGCAACAUGCAGUUUGCGUUCAGAGCUUGUGCAGGGCUGGCCAGCACCACGCUCGAACUUUCGGGGCUCGUGCACGCUGCGUGAGCGGGUGGGAGUUGGAGCGAUCUCUUUCGCAAGUCCACCCCAUCCCGGCUGCAAGUCUUGCACGUGUU
Messenger RNA from Effrenium voratum, 2070 nucleotides. The record is from the annotation of a GenBank genome assembly. Lineage: Eukaryota; Dinophyceae; Suessiales; Symbiodiniaceae.